UAUGAACACAUUUUAUAUGAAACCUGAUAAAAGUGCUCUACUCGAACAGACUGUAAACCAAAUCAAGCAAAUUACAACAGAAAACGCGUGCUCUACUAACGAAGACGUCCAGCAAUCCCAAGUAUCCAGCAGUCGACCAACGUUGAUAAAUACAGAAGUUCUCGGUGGUGUUGUACUUGAAGCAUUAGACGGUUUUCUGCUGGUGAUAAACAGUAACGGUCGAAUUGAUUUCGUUUCUGAAAAUGUUCCCGCUUACAUUGGAUACAAUCAAGACGAUUUAAUUGGAAAGACUGUGUUUAAUCUUGUCCAUUUAGCCGAAUACCAACAUUUUCAAAGCGCUCUGUCUUUGCUCAGUUCUUCAUCGACUCCUUCGUCCACAACGAAGAAAGAGGGUUGCAACUUUAAUUGUCGCAUGAAUAUAAAAGCUCCGAUAAAAGGUCAACCGAGUUUCGUGAAUAUGCAGAUUGCGGCUGUUGUACAGUCUUACAAUCAAUUGAAAGAUUCUUCACCUCCACCUCACUCAGAACAAUCAUCAUGCUUAGUGUGUAUUGCUCGAAGACUCACACCGGAAAAAGCUGCUCAAGCGGGAAGAGCAACUAAUAGUACCGUUUCUUUCAUUACUAAGCAAGAUGAGAAAGGUGAAAUUUUAAAUAUUGAAAGUCUAAACACGAAUCCAACUCACUUGAAAUAUCCGGAUAUGAUUGGAAGUAAUAUUAAAGACUGGUGCUUACCAGCCGAUCAACAAUUAUUAAUAAGACACUUCGAAAGAGUUUUAACCGACGGCACGGAUCAAAGUAAUAUUUACAGAUUACGUUUUGCCGAUUCUAGAUAUGCGUUCGUUCGAACGAAAAGUACAAAGUUUCAGGGGCAAAACACUUUUAUUAUGUCUGAGCAUACUGUCGUCCGAGAAUGCGAAGGCGAUCACGAACUGAAGAAUAGCGCAGGAACUGCAUUAAUGAAAAGUCUUGUCGCUGUACCUCGUGAGUCUUCGACCGGAGGUAUAAGGCCCAGAUCCACAACAAAUACAUCACUACAAUUAAGUAGUGGCGGUUCUAUGACGAUGCUGGAUACAGGUUCAUCAUCUCUGUCAACACUUCUUAGUGCAGUAGGUCCUGAAAAAUCAGAAGUGAGCAUAGCAGAUGUACUUGACGUUGGUCAUGGUUCAUCACCAAUUGAUCAUUUUUCUAAACAUCUCGCAACAACAACCUCUUCUGUACAUACACCACCUCCAUCUGCGUCGGUGUCAUCCCCACCUACUUCAAAUUUUUUAUCCAGUCCAGUUGCUCAAGUAGGAUGUAGAAACGUGUCUGUAAGUUCAGCACAUGAGUCUGAAUUACAACUACUUCUGGGCGAACCCCUUUCGGGUUCUGGCUGCAAAACAACGCCAUCAGUACCAGCGGCAACACUGGAUCAGUAUAGAAAGUUGCGAGAGGCACAUAAGAUUAUAAGAAGAGGUGUACAAUCCUUGCCGUCCGAUUCGAAAAAGAGUAACCUCACGUCAAUAAGUAAUUCGAAAUUACGAAAUCUACUGCAAGACGACGAUAGUAAAUCAUCCGCUUUAUCGCCAAUGGUUAUUUCAGCUAAUUCUAAUGAACAAGACGAUGCUCAAUGCCCUGAUUCGUCCAGUUCUAAAACGGGUACUAAUUAUAUAUUAAAAAAGCUACUGUCAGAUAACGAUAAACUGUAUUCUAACUGUGGUGAAGAAAAAGAAGAGCGAAACGCCAUAUUAAAAACUUUGCUCAAUAAUGAGAAGGAUGAUUUGGACGUUUCGAGCAAUAGCAGCAGGAAAUCUAGUAAGAAUCUUUUGAAGGAUAUUCUAAGGAGUGAGGAAAUUCAAGAGAAUAGAGUAUCGAAUAGAAGAUCAUCUGUUUUAAGCCAAGAAGAUGAAGUUCAGUCAACUUUUAGCCGGCAAACGUCUUUUACGACUCCAAAAACUCCCAAUUUGAAUAUUGAAAAUGUCUUUUCUGGUCCGCCCACACCAGUUACUCCAGCAACACCAGCAACUCCUUUCAAUGACACAAGGACUCUAAGUGAUUUUCUAUCUUAUCAAGAUGGUCAAGAUGAUGACCUAAUUUCUUCUGGCCCUGCUGCCAAACGACAUAAGCCUGAUAAUGGUAAUCAAGCCUCUAGGCCCAAGAACUUACGUGAGAGAAACCAAUUACUAACUAAAUUAUUAUCAAAGGAUACUUCUAAAGAUGCAAUAGUUAACACUACAGUCAUUAACCCAGCGGCUACACCAGCCAUGCACGUUUGUAAAGACCGUAUACUCGAUAUAGAUGUUAGUCAAGCACAAGUAACAGUGGGUAAUCAAUCUAAUGUACCAGAGCAUACUUUUGGCGAUGAUUUGAUGCUGCAGCAGGUUUUGCAGGAUGCUUCUGAAAUGAGGAGAGAAUAUAGUGCUAAUAGCAGUUCUACAGUUCAAUUCACUGAACAGUCUGAAACAGAUGAAAUAUUAUCUCAGUUAGAACAAUUGAUGACAGCCAAUCCCGAUAUACUUCAAACUCUGAAUUCAGACAGUUCAUUACAAUCAGAGCAAAUUGCUAUUAAUAAAAUUACGCAAGAGCUGAUUUCGGAAGGAAAUAAACAUGCUUCCGUUCCCCAAUUAGCAAAAUCUCCCCAGCAACAAGGGCAACAAUUGACAAUGAUUGUACAACCAGUUGCGACAAACCAACAUCAAUUAAAUCAAGCUGCUCAGAUCCGUCAAGUUCCUCAGGCAAACAUACCCCAUGCAGCCCCUAACGUUCGUCAUAGACUUCUCCUUCAGUCUAAUCACAAAAAGAUGCGAGAAUUGCAACGGCGCCAACAUAUACAACCUCAAACUACGGCCGUAUCCCAGCAACAAUUUCAGCAAAUAAUUAUUCAGCCGACGACAAGUCGUAAUACAGCUGAUGGGACAUCUUUAAUGAAUUUGAAUGAAAUGAUGAACGCAGUUGGACCGAAUGUUACAGUACCGCAGAGAUCAAAUCAACAUGGUCCUUUCCACCAACAACCUUACUCGGGUGCUAUGCAACCUGUUACACAGUCGCAGCCGCAGCCUCAACAACAGCUGCCUUCACCUCUUCCACCACAACCACUGCAGCCUUCACAAUCGUAUGGAAAGCCUCGCUGGCAGCGCCUACAACCGCAGCAGGUACAGUUCGACCAACGUGCCAGCCAUACAACAACUAGUGGCAGAGUUAUUUCUUCAACAGACCAUCCGCAGCAAAAUGGUAUUCAAAAUCUGGACGAUUUUCUUGGUCAACAAAACAAUUUUUCUGCUACUGGAGGAUCCACUAUAACAGACAAGAGAACUCUAGUUAAACAAGAAUUACGAAACUUGUGUAAUAGAAAGCAACAAGGAGUUCAACAAAACGAUCAGCCAGUAUCACAAGAUUCGAGUGAAUUACCAGAUGACAUAACCACACUAUUAAACGAAAUAAUUCAGCAACCACAGCAGACUAACACAGACGAUAAUUCACUCACCAGCCAGCAAUCUAACUCGCCGCUUACUUCGCAGCUGGCAAAACAAUUCAUUGCCUCAAAGAAGGCAGAAUCCCAGAAAAAUACAGAACGCAUGCGUCAAAUGGGCGGCGUAAACGAUUUAGGACCUUCGCAUUGUACGGUUAAUCCUAUGCACUUACGUGGUGAAGAGUUAGGAGCUCAUGGUUCUAGAGCUAAUGUCAUCUCAACAAAUUUCUUUCGAAAGCAACUAUCUCAACCACUACAGGCGUCAAACCAACAAGGUUUAAUGGUCACUACGUCUCUUGGAAAUCAGGUAGCACCAGUUUCAAUUGUACAAAGCUCUGAGCCUAGGCCUCGGUGCGAACCUAUACCGAAGGGAGAACAAGGUCCUCACAGUUUACUGCAGAAGCUCUUAUCCGAAUGA
Messenger RNA from Dimorphilus gyrociliatus, 3865 nucleotides. NCBI's taxonomy places the organism in Eukaryota, Metazoa, Annelida, Polychaeta, Dinophilidae. The record is from the annotation of a GenBank genome assembly.